Aspergillus nomiae NRRL 13137 is the source of this 1143-nucleotide messenger RNA. RefSeq lists its product as uncharacterized. The transcript has a single exon. Bases 1 to 1143 code for a protein of 380 amino acids. Lineage: Eukaryota; Fungi; Ascomycota; Eurotiomycetes; Eurotiales; Aspergillaceae. The record is from RefSeq and is a predicted model, not a curated record.
AUGGAGCAUCCCAUGGUCGUCAUGCUGAGCGACACUCCCGCUGGGCCGUCCAAGUUGCAUGCCCAUGAUCGGGCUCGUCAACAACCCGACUGUGCUGGGUGCGAUGUAUGGUCGAACAAACGACUGCUUUGGGACGCUUCAGAACCCUUUAUAGGACUUGAAACUACAAUAAAUACUGAAAACUCCCCAGCUACCAACCAAGCGGUACAGACGGCCAUGGCAACUGCACAAACGAGCGAGACCUCCUUUCAGAUAGAAGGAAACCCUGACCCUGUUGUUAAUAUGGGACAUUUGGAGACGGCCACAUCGUCCCUGCAGUCAGAAACAACAUCUAUACAACCCCCGGCGGGCAACCGACCUACAGGUCUCCAAGUUGUACCGGUUUUCACUCCACCCGCGUGGAGCUCGGUAUCCUCCUUAACAACUACCACAAGCUUAGCUACACAGCCUGAAACGACAUCCACCACCGCUCCAACCACCACCCAAUCCGCACUUGGAGCAGCAAACAACCGUGGCGGCGAUGGCAUCAGCACCAAAACAACCAUCGCCAUUGUCGUACCCGUUUCCGUCGUCGGGCUUGCCCUCUUCGCGGGGCUUUUAUUCUUCUUCCUAAAGCGGCGCCGUCGGGAGAGGCAACUCGCCUCCGCGAGUAAUCCAUCCUUAGUAUACGCAAUACCCAAAAGAGAACCAUCCUGGGGGGACUUCGGCUCAACCCCGCGAGAAAGAACCUCUUUCGGGACCAUGGCACAACGACCCAUACCGCAUAGCCAUACACUCACCCCAGAUACCCAAUCAUUAAACCGAGAACUACGCCCGCCGCCAUCGGCCGACAGUCGCAGCGGCGUCCGAGGCCGCUUCACCGAACAGGUUCACUCAAUAUACGCACCCGACGGAAGUCCAAUGGCCUUGACCGCUGAAAACAUGAGCCACCAUGAACAACACACGCCUCGAUCUCCGGCAUGGCCUCUAUCACCAUUCGAAGAUUCGACCAACAACAUCAACAAACACAACAAUGACGAUGCGGCUUCGGUCGUUUCGAGGCUCAGUGAUAGGCCGGGUCCGACGCAGAACCGGGACUUGGAUGAUGUGUCGUCUAUCUCGUCGAUAGAUGACAAUGAGCGAAGGCGAAAUACCCGGCCUUAG